ACUCCAUCCCGGGAGAGAGUCUCCAAGGAGGAGGAGGAGAACUCUUCCUCUUCCCGUGUUUAACUCUGCUAGCAUGGCGCAUCAACGGCCGCCUGCCUGCUUUGUUUUCCACUCGGGAAAGCCUCUGCGGACACACGCCGCGACGCGGGCGGCUUUCCCUGCCAUGUUGACUCGCUAAAGUGGGCGAAAAGAUGGCGGAGCGGUGAAAGAAGAAGGUGCGCCACCCCGGCCCUGCUGUCAUGGAGGUGGGCAGCCUCCCAGUGGAGCUAUGGAGGGUGAUCUUAGCCUACCUGCCUCUCGCGGACCUGGGCCGCUGCUGCCAGGUGUGCCGCGCCUGGAGGGAGCUGGUGCUUUCCCUGGACAACACCCGCUGGAGGCAGCUGUGCCUCGGCUGCCCCGAGUGCCGACACCCCAACUGGCCCAGUCAGCCUCACCUGGAGCCCCCGUCGUGGAGGGAGGCCCUGAAGCAGCACGCCUUGGCCGCCCGCACCUGGACUCAAAACGGACCCGAGCACCAGUCGUCGGCCUGCUUGCUGCUGUUCCGGCGCAGGAAGGACCGCAGGGUAUGGCAUGUGGGAGCCGGGUUGGAGUUCGAGACCCUGAGAGGAGCGCUGGGGGUGGCGGGGCCUUACGAUCGCUUGGUUCUCCAUCCCGGGGUGUACGAGGAGCAGGCUGAGGUGGCCCUGAAGGUGCCCGUGGAGCUGGUUGGACUGGGCGCACUGGGCGAGGUGUCCCUCCUGAUGUGUAUGGAGCAGCAGUGCCCGACUGCCAGACUGGUUAAUCUGGUCUUCAUGCCACCUUGGUUCUCCACUGUGGUCUACAAGACCUCAUGGGGUCACGUCCAGCUGGACAACUGUAACUUUGAGGGGGCUCAGCUGCAAGUCCGCGGGCCCGGGACUUGCCAGGCCCGCUUUUGCUCCUUCUCAAAGGGCAGCUCGGUGCACCUACUGGGCGUGGCCCUCAGCUUGCUGGACAGCUGCGACUUCUCCGGGAGCGACACGGCCUCCGUGACCGUGGAGGGCCCCCCGGUGUCCGAGAAGAACUGGGCUUGUAAGUACAUGGCCGCCCUGGCCAGGACGGUCUCGCCGUGCGGCGUUAUUAAAAGCGGCCCGCAUAGAGGAAGUGGUUCCGAGGGCGCCGUUAAAAAGGAGGACUGGCAGAGGGAGAACGGCGUGGAGGCGGGAGGGCAGGGCACCGUGAUCAAAGAUGCUUGGAGCGACGGUGAAGAAGAGGGCAGCAAGGACGGGGAAGGAACCAAAAACCCAUCAACCCUGGGUUACAGAAUCCCUUAUGACAACCACGGCCUGUCCCACUUACUGAAGGCCCGUCCAGACGGGUCCUUCCCAUCAGCCUCCUGCCCGAAUCCCCCGUGUACGCCUCCGGAACCUCUCACUAUUCAGCAGGAACUGGAGCGGGACCCCGAGGCUCAGAUGUUUGUGUCAUCUACCCUCGGCUGCAUCGUCCGCCGUUGCCUCUUUCGUGAGGGCAAAGGAGGAGUGCACCUGUCCAACUACGGACAAGCGCGACUGGAGGACAACGUUUUCCGCUGUCUCAACUACGGAGUCCGAUGCAUCCAGAAUUCAAUAAUCGUGAUGCGGCGGAACGAGGUGUGCGAGUGCCGAGCGUCGGGCGUGUUCCUGCGUCUGUCGGCUCAGGGACUCAUCGCCGAGAACGACAUCCACUCAAACGGGGAGGCCGGGCUGGACAUUAGGAAAGGCGCCAACCCCAUCAUUGUGUGCAACAAAAUCCACAGCGGCUUGCGCUCGGGCGUUGUGGUGCUGGGCAACGGAAAAGGCUCGCUUCGAAGCAACCACAUCUAUAACAACAAGGAAGCAGGCGUGUACAUCCUCUUCAGCGGGAACCCGGUGGUCUGCGGGAACCAUAUCUUCCAAGGGCAGGCAGCUGGCAUCGCUAUAAACGAGAACGGCAGAGGGCUGAUAGCAGAGAACGUGAUCAAGGAGAACCAGUGGGGCGGUGUGGACAUCCGCAGGGAGGGCGACCCCAUCCUGAGGAACAACUACAUCUGUCAGGGCUACUCUGACGGCAUCGUGGUGGGCGAGCGCGGCCGCGGACUCAUCGAGGGAAACCACGUGUACGGCAACAAAGGGUGCGGCGUGUGGGUGAUGUCAUCCAGCCUCCCCCAGCUAGUGGGCAACUACAUCACCCACAACUGCAUGUACGGCCUGGCCGUCUUCUGCAGGAAGGACCCCGACAACACGGAGAGGAACUGGGUGGGGCCCGAGGGCGACAGGAGGGGCAUGGUGGAGGAAGACGAGCAGGAGAACCUCCACGAGGAAGGGGAGCUCUUCGCCUGGGACAGCGACCUGGACAGCGAGGACGAGCGCCAUUCGGCACGCCGCUCCGUCAGCGUGGCGCUGGUGGAGAGCAACUGUAUGAGCUUCAAUGGAGCCGUCGGGCUGUACGUGAAAACCAGCGAACCGCUCAACGUUUUCGCCAACCUGGUGAACCGUAACCGGGGCGUGGGCGUGGCCGUGCUGCAGAGCAGUCAGCUGACCCGCCUGGUGACCAACUGCGUUCUGGAAAACAGCCGAGGGGGCGUGACGGUGGAGAAGGACUGCCGUGCCGAGCUGCGGGGUAACGGCAUCUACCAGAACGACGGCCACGGCGUCAACUUCAGCGGGAUGGGACAGAUGCUGGAGAACGACGUGGUCGGCAACAGCGGCUACGGCAUCCAGGUGUCGGGGAACGGCGACGUCAAGGUCCUCCACAACCGAGUGCAGCCAGCGCUGGGCUGUGGCAUCGCCCUGCUGGGCUCGGUGAAAGCUCUGGUGUCAGACAACCAGCUGUUCCAGGGCCACCCUGAGAGCCAGAAGAGUCUCCUCCACCUGAACCCCGGCAACAAGAGCUGCGUGUUACGCAACAACAGUAUUUCACGACACGACAGCAGCUGCACCUCCGUCCCACCCUGGGUUCUGGAAAACCCUUCUCCUCGUCCGCCGGCCAGCUCACCUUCGGGACUGUCCUCCUCCCAGUACCCCUCCCGACUGGGCAUCUCCAUGACGACCAGGAUCAGCGCCACCGUGGAGAACGGUUGCCAUAGCGGCAGCAUGUUCUGCUCCGUCCUGUGAUGACACUCUCCAGACAACAUGGUCUCAAAGAAGGACUGGACUGUGGAACCUCCAAAGUCAAACACAAAGAUGUGAACGAAUAAAGUGAAACUAAUCACCAUUUGAAGACCAGGGGCCGUACUUAUCAAGCUUCUUAGAAUUACUCCUAAGAAGUCUGCUAAGAGUUGACUUAAGAGUAAAUAAAUUCUUCGCUGAAAGCUGCACUUAAAAGUUAGUUAUCAAGCGUCUUACUCACACUUUCAGCGAAGUGUAGGACUGAAUCUUAAGUGUCACACUCAGAGCUGAAUUACGACAUUACUAUGUGCCGUAAACGCAAUUUUAGGUGACGUCAUUUCUGUGUCCAUAGAAAUGACCAAUCACGGAAGGGAAUCCCUUGUCUAAGAAUAAAGAAAUAUCUUGGAAAUAUUUAAGUGGACAAUGGGAGUGUAUAUUUUGACAAUAAACUACAAAAUAAUACAAAACAAACUAGUCCCCGCCGGCACUCACGCUACCGCUCCCUCUCUUCUAUCGCCCACACACUCACUGACGUCACUCACCUCACGGCCACACACAUACGCUACUGUCAUAACAUUUUCUUUCCAAUUAAUUAAUUAGGCAACUAAUUUGAAACUGGUGUGGGUGGCUCUAUAUAUACUAGCCCACUGCAGACACAUGCAAAAAUCAACAAGGAAUCGAAAAGUAUUAAAUCUGUGACAAAAAUAAUAUCCGCUCUGUCUAAACCGGGGGUCGGCAACCCGCGGCUCUAGAGCCGCAUGCGGCUCUUUAGCGCCGCCCUAGUGGCUCUCUGGAGAUUUUUCAAAAAUGUAUGAAGAAUGGAAAAAGAUGAGGGGGGAAAAAAUCCAUUUUUUUGUUUUAGUAUGGUUUCUGUAGGAGGACAAACAUGACACAAACCUCCCUAAUUGUUAUAAAUCACACUGUUUGUAUUAAACAUUCUUCACUGAUUCGAGUAUUUGGCGAGCGCCGUUUUGUCCUACUAAUUUUGGCCGUCCUUGAACUCACCUUAGUUUGUUUACAUGUAUGACUUUCUCCGACUUUCUAGGACGUGUUUUAUGCCACUUCUUUUUCUGUCUCAUUUUGUCCACCACACUUUUAACGUUGUGCAUGAGUGCACAAAGGUGAGUUUUGUUGAUGUUAUUGACUUGUGUGGAGUGCUAAUCAGACAUAUUUGGUCACUGCAUGACUGCAAGCUAAUCGAUGCUAACAUGCUAUUUAGGCUAGCGAUAUGUACAUAUUGCAUCAUUAUGCCUCAUUUGUAGCUAUAUUUCAGCUAAUUUAGUUUCCUUUAAGUCCUCUUAAUUAAAUGUAUAUCUCAUGACACAUGUAAUAUGGCUUUUAAUUUUUUGCGGCUCCAGACAGAUUUGUUUUUGUAUAUUUGUUCCAAUAUGGCUCUUUCAACAUUUUGGGUUGCCGACCCCUGGUCUAAACGAUACCGUUUGAUCAGCUGCUCGUCAUAAAAAAAACAACAACAUUGUUCCGUUCCCUGAACGUUCGCGCACGUCUCUCUCGCCUCAGUGCCAUCCCCUGCUGGCAACUCCUAACCACUUAAGACACCUCUGAAGGUCUCUUAAAUAUCGUGGAGAGUAGGAGUGAUUCUUAGACUUAAGAACGUUGAUAAAAAGCUUUUAUUCUUAAGUUUGAGAGUAGGACUAAAUUUCGCAAAUUCUCAGGACUUAAGUGUAAAAUGGCACUCUAAGAAGCUUGAUAAGUACGGCCCCAGGUGUGUCCAAACUACAUUUGUCCCAGGUUUAUUAAUAAGGAACCAACUCAUUUAUAUACAUUUGACCCUAUACUUGCCCUAACUUUACAUCUUGGGGGCGGUAUAGCUCGGUUGGUAGAGGGUUCCAGGUUCGAGCCCGCCUUCCGCCAUCCUAGUCACUGCCGUUGUGUCGUUGGGCAAGACACUUUACCCACCUGCUCCCAGUGCCACCCACACUGGUUUAAAUGUAACUUAGAUAUUGGUUUUCACUAUGUAAAAGCACAUCUCUAAAAUAGUCGCCCCCUUUUUUUAUGCGUUCGUCCAUCUCGUCUUCCCCGGUUAGGUGGGGCUCGAAACUGAAAGUUAACAUUCUCCACUCGCUCUCCCGCACCUGGUACUUGGUGACACCAUUAAACCCAAGAGAAUAAUAUACGGUGUUUGUGUAUGAAGAAACAACCAAACCAAAAAAAAGGUGAGCUCAUCGUGUAUAUUUUCUUGCAGAACCAAAGCCAGAGCUAGCCAUUUCUAAGGUGUUCUAGUUUUCUCUAACAGUUAAGUUAAAGUACCAAUGAUUGUCUCACACACACACACACACACACACACAAUAAGAGUGGCCAAAUUCUCUGCAUUUGACCCAUCACCCUUGAUCACCCCCUGGGAGGUGAGGGGAGCAGUGAGCAGCAGCGGUGGCCGCCCCCGGGAAUCAUUUUUGGGUGAUUUAACCCCUAAUUCCAACCCUUGAUGCUGAGUGCCAAGCUGGGAGGUAAUGGCUCCCAUUUUUAUAGUCUUCGGUGUGACUCGGCCGGGGUUUGAACUCACAACAUACCGAUCUCAAGGGCGGACACUCUAGUACAGGGGUCCCCAAACUACGGCCCGCGGGCCGGAUUCGGCCCCCCGCUGGAAGUCCCAAGUAAAAAAAUAUAUAUAUAUAUAUUUAUUUUUUUUAUUAUUAUAUAUUUUUUAUUUUAUUUGUCCUUACUAGUCCAUUUUCUACAGUCUCCUAGCCACUCAGGCAAAUCAUAUUGUCUAAAAAUGCAUUUUACCAUCUAUAACGUCGUGACAUGCAGCAAGUGC
Molecule: messenger RNA, 5859 nt
Organism: Entelurus aequoreus (snake pipefish)
Lineage: Eukaryota; Metazoa; Chordata; Actinopteri; Syngnathiformes; Syngnathidae
Gene: fbxo10
Product: F-box protein 10
Exons: 12
Coding region: 240-3089 (949 amino acids)
Biological process (GO): ubiquitin-dependent protein catabolic process; protein ubiquitination; regulation of apoptotic process
Molecular function (GO): protein binding
Source: RefSeq, a predicted model, not a curated record